UUGAAUAUAAUAGAUUACCCUUUGAUAUAUGAUAUUACAUUACAAGGCAAAUCUUUAAAUUGAUUUUAACUUUGGAUCAGUUAAAGUGCUUCGCAGCCCACAGCCUUAGUGCACAAUAGAAAAUGGACAAACAGCUGUCCGUCCAAUAAAACAACUUCAAAACAUUUAUAGAUGUACUUAUAGUUUUACAGCCGUAUGUCUUCUAUCAUAGACCUACGCAUAAAGUUUUAUCUUCCAUUAUCAAUAAAGUUUAUCCGUUAUUGUUUGGGAAAUUAAAUUGUCUUGUAGCUUAAGAUCCUCAUUCCAAUAUUAAUAAAUCGGAGUAGGUUUUUAAUGGUGUGAUGAGCCAAGUUUAUUACGGAACAUUUCAUUUUUGGAACGUAAACCUGGCGCAGCGCGAUGUCUCUGUCAGUGUCCCAUCGCGUCCUGUCUUGGUCUGUAAAACUGCCCCUCGUCUUGCUCUGCGUGCCCCCCCCCCCCUCUGGGCUGUGUGCUCUCCCAUGCCCGCCAUGGCUCUGCUUUGUGCUGCUGUUGGCUGUGUGCUGGUGGCUCAGUGUGCUGUCUCCUGUGUGGGGGACUCAGGGAUGAAGAUCAGUACCUCCUGCGUCACUCCAGCCCCGCCCUGGACCCUGACUCCCCCUGCGGACAACACAUGAUGCUGGUUCACUUGGACCACCAGGACAAGGAGCAGCUCCAGUGCACCCUGGCCCGUCUGGAGAAUGAGAACAGGGUGCUGCAGGGCGAGUACAGGCGGCUCAAGUGGAAGCACGAAGAAGCAGCGUCGGUCCCCAUGCUGACCGAGGCUGGGGAGGACGGCCCGGGUUCACCCACUGCAGAGGGGCAGCAGGACGAGGAGCUCCUGGCCGAGGCUCGGGUCCUCCGGCAACACAAGACGCGCCUCGAGACCCGCAUGCAGAUCCUGGAGGACCACAACAAACAGCUGGAGUCGCAGCUGCACCGGCUCAGGGAGCUACUGCUACAGCCCAAAGAUGAUUCCGAGGCCAACGGUUCAGAGCCGUCAACCCUCUCGUCCCCCGUGUCUGGAGGGGGCCACCACGGGGAGCCGGCCAGCAGAGAGACCACCGACACUGAAGCAGCAGGAGACGACAUGGAGCAGGACACGGUGCUGCAGCUCCAGGAGGUCAUCGAGCAGCUGAGAAACGUCUUCCCCUCGGAACCGGGCACCACCUCACACAUUUAAACCCUGAGUGGGCCUGGAGGAGCAAAGAGACAGCCUGAUGGCAGCGGAGCGGGGCAGGGGGGGGGGGGAGCUCCACACAGCUGAGGUCAGGCCCCUGCGACCACAGCAGCAGCAGCAGCAGCAGCUAUGACACCCAGAGCUAACCCUCCACUGGAACUCACUGCACUAAAAGCCUUUUCCAUGCGAACAAUGCUAAAGGGCCACGCUGAUGUCCAAUGCGGCCGGGGGGGUGCUCAGCGGCCUGACGCCACGUCCACGAGCCACAGGAAACUGGAGCGUCAGCGGCAGGUCAGGGGGAGACUGGAGUCAAGGACACUGUGCUUACCAGUGUCUGUGUAGUCGUUGGGAGGUGUGAAGCUUUAUCUCAGUCCACAGCACAAAUUGGACCUUCCAUUUAAAAGAACUUGAAAACAAAUGCAAAAAGAAAUAAGGAGGAUUUCCCUUUUUUGUUUAUGUCAGAAUGCCUGUAUCUUC
This is a messenger RNA of Platichthys flesus (European flounder), 1675 nucleotides long. Its product is annotated as dystrophin-related protein 2-like. The record is from RefSeq and is a predicted model, not a curated record. The transcript has 5 exons. Bases 653 to 1201 code for a protein of 182 amino acids. Gene Ontology annotation, biological process: synaptic signaling. Gene Ontology annotation, cellular component: plasma membrane. NCBI's taxonomy places the organism in Eukaryota, Metazoa, Chordata, Actinopteri, Pleuronectiformes, Pleuronectidae.